Durio zibethinus is the source of this 2023-nucleotide messenger RNA. RefSeq names its product EH domain-containing protein 1. NCBI's taxonomy places the organism in Eukaryota, Viridiplantae, Streptophyta, Magnoliopsida, Malvales, Malvaceae. Gene Ontology annotation, molecular function: protein binding; GTP binding; calcium ion binding. Gene Ontology annotation, biological process: endocytosis; endosomal transport. Gene Ontology annotation, cellular component: plasma membrane; cytoplasm. The record is from RefSeq and is a predicted model, not a curated record.
UUUUUCGUCGGUAUCUAAAGCACUCUCUCUUCCCAAGAAAAACACGCACGGCCACAAGGGGCACAGCAGUGUCCCUUCUUUUUCAUUUUUUUUUCUUCGUUUUUUGGACUAUUUUCUCUCUAUUUUCUUUUCUCGAAAUUUUGAAGGAAAAAAAAUCGACGAGAUUGAUAGUUUUCUCUUCAGAAAUGGAGAUCGGAGCCGGUCGGAUCGGUUCAUGCUCAAAAGAACACCAGAAAAUUUAUCAAGAGUGGUUUAACUUUGCCGAUUCAGAUGACGAUGGCCGCAUUACUGGAAGCGAUGCAAUAAAGUUUUUUGGUAUGUCAAAUUUACCGCGACAAGAUCUCAAGCAGGUGUGGGCGACUGCGGAUUCUAAGAGACAGGGAUAUCUUGGUUUCAAAGAAUUUGUCUUUGCUAUGCAGCUGGUUUCGCUGGUGCAAGGUGGUCGUGAAAUAUCCCAUGAUUUCCUGAAUGGUGAUGUAGACUUUGAGAAUGUCAAACCUCCUGUAAUGGAAGGUUUGGAUACACUAAUCAUGAAGAAGAAACAAUCUUCAAAGUUGACUAGCCCUGAUAGCAAUGGUAGUUCUUCAAUGCAAACAUUACCUGCAGCUCAAUGGUUUUCUUCAAAAUCAUCAAAGAAGAUAUCUUUGUCCUCUGUGACUUCAAUCAUAGAUGGUUUAAAGAGACUGUACAUUCAGAAGUUGAAGCCUUUAGAAGUUACAUAUCGUUUUAAUGAUUUUGUAUCCCCAUUGUUGACAAAUAGUGAUUUUGACGCCAAGCCAAUGGUUAUGCUUUUGGGUCAGUAUUCCACUGGGAAAACCACCUUCAUUAAACAUUUGCUUAAAAGUAGUUAUCCAGGAGCUCACAUUGGACCUGAACCAACGACUGACAGAUUUGUUGUUGUUAUGUCGGGAACAGAUGAAAGAAGUGUUCCAGGAAAUACCAUUGCUGUCCAAGCUGACAUGCCAUUCAGUGGUCUCACUACUUUUGGAACUGCUUUUUUGUCAAAGUUUGAGUGUUCUCAAAUGCCACAUCCUCUGUUGGAGCACAUAACAUUUGUAGACACUCCUGGAGUGUUGUCAGGAGAAAAACAACGAACACAACGAGCCUAUGAUUUUACAGGUGUAACAUCAUGGUUUGCUGCAAAAUGUGAUCUUAUUCUUCUGCUGUUUGAUCCUCACAAGCUAGAUGUAAGUGAUGAAUUCAAGCGCGUAAUUUAUUCUUUGCGUGGCCAUGAUGACAAGAUUCGUGUGGUUUUGAACAAGGCGGACCAAGUUGAUACUCAACAAUUGAUGAGGGUUUAUGGAGCCUUGAUGUGGUCACUGGGGAAAGUCCUUAAUACCCCUGAGGUUGUGCGCGUAUAUAUUGGAUCGUUCAAUGACAAGCCCGUAAAUGAAGCUGCCACAGGUCCAAUUGGGAAGGAGUUAUUCGAGAAAGAACAAGAAGACCUUCUUGCGGACUUGAAAGAUAUCCCAAAGAAAGCUUGUGAUCGUCGAAUAAAUGAGUUUGUGAAACGUGCUAGAGCUGCCAAGAUGCAUGCUUAUAUCGUCGGUCAUCUUAAGAAGGAAAUGCCUUCUAUGAUGGGGAAAGCAAAGGCUCAACAGAGACUAAUUGAUAAUUUGGCAGACGAAUUCGGAAAAGUUCAAAGAGAGCAUCACCUACCUCCAGGGGAUUUUCCAAAUGUGGAACACUUUAGGGAGGUUUUGAAUGGUUACAAUUUUGACAAAUUUGAGAAGCUAAAGCCUAAAAUGAUUCAAGCUGUUGAUGAUAUGUUGGGUUAUGACAUCCCACAACUGUUGAAGACCUUCAGAAAUCCCUAUGAUUAAACAAAUUGCUUGGUGUAUAUGACAUGAUGAUCAAAACUGGAUGGUUGAUCAACAAAAAUCUGAGUUCUACUUGAGCAAUAUUGUCUCAAAUUUGUUGUAGAUCAUCUGUAUUAGUUCCUAUAAUGGUUCUUUCAUGUUCACCGGAAAGUUCGAUUCAUGUUUAGAUCAUGCCAUGAUUAUAUCAAUCCGAUUUUUUAUGG